Messenger RNA from Zingiber officinale, 883 nucleotides. RefSeq names its product dehydration-responsive element-binding protein 1F-like. Bases 35 to 673 code for a protein of 212 amino acids. Gene Ontology annotation, biological process: regulation of DNA-templated transcription. Gene Ontology annotation, molecular function: DNA binding; DNA-binding transcription factor activity. The record is from RefSeq and is a predicted model, not a curated record. NCBI's taxonomy places the organism in Eukaryota, Viridiplantae, Streptophyta, Magnoliopsida, Zingiberales, Zingiberaceae. The transcript has a single exon.
UGCUACUCCACCAGACCUACCCCUGAUCGUGCUCAUGGACGUCGACGACUGCUCCUCCUCCUCUUCUUCUUUUUCCUCCUCCUCCUCCUCCUCCUCCUCCUCCUCCAUUCGGCUGCCUUUCACGCCUUCGCCGAAGCGAAAGUCCGGGCGGAAGAAGUUCCGGGAGACGCGCCACCCGGUGUACCACGGCGUGCGGUCGCGCGGAGGCGGCCGGAAGUGGGUGUCGGAGGCGCGGGAGCCGGGGAAGAAGAGACGAAUCUGGCUCGGCACCUUCCCCAGGCCGGAAAUGGCCGCCCGGGCCCACGACGUCGCCGCCAUUGCCCUCCGCGGCGCCGCCUCCGCCCACCUCAACUUCCCCGAUUCCGCCGAGGCGCUGCCCCGGGCGCGCUCCGCCGCCCCCGAGGACGUCCGCCGCGCAGCCGUCGAGGCUGCCAACAUGAUGGUCGACCGCGCUCCGGCAUCGUUGCCGGGAGCGACGUGGACAGCGGCUCGGCCGGAGGUGUUCGUGGACGAAGAGGCGGUGUUCAAUCUCCCGGGGUUGAUGGAGGACAUGGCCAGGGGGCUUCUGGUGACGCCGCCGGCAAUGCACAGGGCGAUUGAUUGGGAGACUCUCGAACCGGAGGAGGACGGUUACAUGGCCGGCGACGGCAUCUCCCUUUGGACCGUUGAUUAGUUAAAUUGUUGAGUUGGAAGUAUGGAUGAGUAAAUGAUAAAGAAGAAUUAAACGAAAAAGAUAAUCCUUAAUUUUUUGUUUAGAUGAAGAAAAAAACUAAAACAACACCAUCUUUGUAGAUCUCAUUAAAGUCCUAAAGCAUGAAUUGCAACAUGCAAGAGUUAAAAUGUUUUUUUUCCUAUUUACUUAUUUAACAAUCGAACCUGACUU